Salmo salar (Atlantic salmon) is the source of this 1340-nucleotide messenger RNA. The record is from RefSeq and is a predicted model, not a curated record. Lineage: Eukaryota; Metazoa; Chordata; Actinopteri; Salmoniformes; Salmonidae.
GCCAGGGAGAUGGCAGUGCAGAGCUUCUCUGACGUCUCUACCUCUGAGGACUUGUGUGAGCUCUCCUUACCUGAGCUGAUGGGUUACCUGGAGGAUGACUGGCUCUGUGCCGAGGAGGAGCAGGUGUUCGAGACGUUGCUGGCGUGGAUCCACCACGACCCGUUCUCCCGGCGCGGCGCCAUCUCCGACCUCUUCAGGAAGGUGCGUCUGCGUUACAUCCAUCCCACCUACUUGUUCCAGUUCAUCGCCAGCGACCCCCUCGUCCAGUCCUCCGCCCUGUGCACCGAGGUCAUCGAGUCCGUCCGACGCCUCAUGUUCUCCAUUACUACUAAGUGUGGGUCGGACCUCAAGCCCCUGUGGGUGACCCCGCGGCGUUUCACCUGCCGGGAGACCCUGGUUCUAGUUGGCGGCCGCAAGAACAACGAGCAGACGUCCCGCGAAGCACUCCUGUUCGACGAGAGGACUCAGCGCUGGCAGUGGCUGGCCAAGCUGCCCUUGCGACUCUAUAAGGCCUCCUAUGUCUGUAUCCACAGUAUCCUGUAUGUUCUGGGAGGCCUCACCAUGAACACUAAGCACAGAGUGGUUAGCACCACUGUCUAUACGUUGUCUCUGAAGAGCAACCAGUGGAGGACGGCUGAGCCUAUGAUCCAGCCUCGCUUCGCCCACCAGUCCGUCUCCUACCUGCACUUUAUCUUCGUCCUGGGGGGCCUGGGUCCGGAGAAGCAGGUGUGUGACACUGUGGAAAGGUACAAUAGUAUGUUCAACCAAUGGGAGGCUAUGGUUCCCAUGCCGACGGCUGUGCUACACCCGGCGGUUGCCGCUAACGAUCAAAGAAUCUACAUGUUCGGGGGAGAGGACGCGAUGCAGAACCCUGUCAGAAUGAUACAGGUGUAUCACAUUGGCAGGAAUAUGUGGUCUACGAUGGAGACCAGGACAGUGAAGAACGUUUCUGCACCAGCAGCUGUCAUCGAUGACAAGAUCUACAUUAUCGGAGGCUACACCAGAAGAAUGAUAGCGUACGACACCAAAGCCAACCGCUUUAUGAAGUGUGAGAACCUGAAACAGAGGAGGAUGCAUCACGCCGUCACGGUGCUCGACGCCAAACUGUACGUGACCGGAGGACGCUUCAUCAACGGACAUGACGUCGUAGAGGACUCCGACAGCUUCGAGUGCUACGACCCGAGGACUGACGCGUGGACGACUAAGGGGACGUUGCCGUACAAGCUGUUUGACCACGGUUCUCUGUCCCUGGUGUGUGUCUCCAACACAUCCAAGCCUCCCUGAGUGUGUGUUGUGGGUGUGGGUGUGGGUGUGGGUGUGGGUGUGUGUGUGUGUGUGUG